AUGGAAAGACCUCACAUCUCAAAGCCCAUUUGCGCUGGCAUGCUGGAGAGAGACCUUUUAUCUGUAACUGGGUCUUCUGUGGAAAAAGCUUCACCAGAUCUGAUGAGCUUCAGCGGCAUCUAA
Messenger RNA from Staurois parvus, 123 nucleotides. NCBI's taxonomy places the organism in Eukaryota, Metazoa, Chordata, Amphibia, Anura, Ranidae. The record is from the annotation of a GenBank genome assembly.